Molecule: messenger RNA, 4132 nt
Organism: Dermochelys coriacea (leatherback sea turtle)
Lineage: Eukaryota; Metazoa; Chordata; Testudines; Dermochelyidae
Product: phospholipase A2 inhibitor NAI-like
Exons: 6
Cellular component (GO): extracellular region
Molecular function (GO): phospholipase inhibitor activity
Source: RefSeq, a predicted model, not a curated record
CCGGGUCCACCAUCUCCACCUCAGUGUAGGGUCCAGGCUCCUCCCCUCCUUCCCCCUGGGAGCCGCUGCCCCCCUCCUCGCCCUCCAGUGGGGGCUGCUGGUGGUAGUUGUUCUCCCAGACAUAGGUGCCCACGUCCUCGCCGGCGAAGACCUCCUGGAACAUGUCCAUCAUGUAGCGGUCGUCGGGGCUGUUGCCGUCGAUCACCAUGAGGAUCCGCAGCUUCUCUGGGGGGUACAGGGUGGCCCGCACCGACUCCAGGCACUGCCAGAGGUAGGAGGGGUCUUCUUGGUAGGCCGAGAUGGUCAACGCCACUGUCUUGGUGUAGCUACAGGCCAACGACUCCCUCCUCAUCCGCCGGUGCUCCAGAGAGGCGAAGAAGCUCUGGAUGACCAGGUGGGCGGCAAGGAAGACUCCAUAGAGGCCGAAGGCCAUGAUCCGAUACUGGUCGGCCACCAGCUGGAUCCCAGCCACGUAGGCCCAUGUUAGGACCCCCAAGAUGAGCAGGGCAAAGGCGAUGGUGAGGAUGCGGCGCCCGGCAGAGAUGAGCCCAUCUGGGAUAAAUCCCCUGACCAGAGAUUUGGCUGCACCACAGACCCCAGCGCUGAUCUCCUGCUUCCCCAUCACCAUGGAGGCUUCUCUUGCUGCCUGCAUCCUCGCUGCUCUCCUGGCUACGGGGGCCUGUCUGCAGGGUGAGGUUUGCGAAGGGCCAGGAACCAGCUGCAUGAGCGACCUAGAGACCUGCACUGCUGGGGAUGACACUUGUGUCAUCGCUCUGUGAGAAUCCACAGUGGCGGGACAGAAGACUCAGAGCAUUCUCAAGGGCUGUGUGACAUCCAGCAUAUGUAAAGUUGGCCCCAUCUCUGUUCAUUAUGGGAACGGAAUGACAACAAGGACGACCUUUGCCUGCUGCGUGGGAGACGGCUGCAGAACAACCACCGUUACAGUGCCCCCGGCUGCCACCAAACCCAAUGGCUGGAGCUGCCAUUUCUGCAACUCUUCAUUCCUACAUCAAUGCACAGAAAGGACCAUAGAGUGUGCUGGAGCUGAGACCCAAUGUGUCCAGGCUGGUGUACUUGGCACAUCGAACUUCGUGCAGGGCUGCACUACCAAGUCCUUUUGUGCACUAUCAAAAAUCGAUUCUGGGAUCUUUGGAAGGCUCGAUCCAACUACGAUCAACUGCACAGCAGCCUCUGGCGGGGCCAGCACAGCUCUGGGACCCGCCGGGCUCCUCCUUCCCACCCUCACUGGGUACCUCCUGCUGAAGUUUCUCUCCUGAUUCCCCACUCAGUGGCCACACCACACUCAAUAACACCCCGGCUGCAUGUGUCUGCAGAGGUCAGAGCAGAGGCAAGUGGCAGCAGAAGGUGACCAACAGGCAGCUUGUGGAGCGGUGAGGGGCCGGCCAGCGGAAAGGAGAAACAGAACAGAUGGCUGGCAGGUUGGCCAGCCAGAUCAAGUGCUCAAAUAGUGCAGCAAGCAGGGUGCCUUCUUCCCCAAGUGGAAGGUGAACUCACACAGAUGCACCUCUGAACCCAGGGUCCUCACUGACGAAGGACAACCACUGAGAGUGGGGUAUGGUGAGGGAGCAGGGAGGGGCACAGGAAAGGAACUUUUGGUUGUAGAACAAGAGGCGGAAGGCUCUGCCCCACCCACUCUGGGGGUGGGGGGCAUCCUAUCCACAGUUUUAUGUUUAUGAAUCCUGCCUGUAGUAUUUUCCCUAAUUACUGUCUGGUGACUUCCCUCUUUUGAUUAAAAGUUUCUUUCCUCAACUCAGACUCUCCUUGCGAGAGGGGAAGUAUUGCCUCUCAGAGGUGCCCAGGGGUGGUGUGUAAUUUUCCCAGGUUACUGGGUGGAAGACAACAUCUACAAGGACCAGCUGGACCUUCCUUAGAUACCAGUGAGUAGAGAGGACCUCAUAGAAGAACUGGAUGGAGAGGAUAGCCUUGCUUUGAGUGAUCAACUAAUUCAGUUCAAACAGAAUGGCAGGAUAAACAAACACAGGGCUGCCAUUAGGGCCCAUGAUUUCAAAAGGGCAAACUUUAAAAAACUGAAGGGAAUUAGUUAGGGACAUGGACUGGCCCGAAGAACUUGAGGAUCUGAAUGUAGGUGAGGCUGGGAAUGACUUUAAGUCAAAGUUGCAGAAGCUCUCUGAAGCUUGGGAUGCAGGCGAACAAUGUAGGGCGCAGAUAUUCCACCAAUAGCGUUGGUCUUUCAGCAACGCAAACAUGGAGGGCACCAUGUGUAGUUUCUUCUACCACUGACGGGCAGCAAGGUGUGUCAGCACAAUGUUUUUGACAUUGCAACUCCAUUGUGUUGCCAUGACAGCCAGGACGAGUACAAUGAGACAGAGAAGCCAGCUGGUCCUUAUGCCAGCCUUAAGAAGCUUAAAAAGUGGUGAGGACUAGUAGUGAGGGUGACCUAUAGUAUGGAGGGGCAGUCCUGUUAACCAAUAUACGCUGGCUAGCAUAGAUACAGCUAUAGCUAUAGAUAGAUAGAUGGAUAGAUAGAUAGAUAGAUAGAUAGAUAGAUAGAUAUCUUAUUAAUUAAUAAUGUGUAUUUUAUGCACUAUAUUUAUAGAUACAGAUUAGUAUGCAUUAUGCACAAAUAGCAUUAAGCACAAAUAUUAUAGCAGUUACGUAACCUAAACUGGCUCCACCUUUAUUAUAAUCCUGUUCAUGUACACUAAGUAUCCCACAGCACCAUGCAUUAGCUGAAGUUCGCUUUGGUUUAAGGAGACAGGAAAGCUUCCAGGAUUAAGAUAGAGGAGUUAUUUUAUCCAUAGCAAUGGGUCGGGAGUUAUUCUCACAGCCCUGCAGUGGAGUGGCCCAUAGGAAGAGGAAAAGACAUAGAUUGUUCUAUCCUUGUGCAGACCUAGAGGGCAUCAGCUGCAAUGCUGGUGCGUGGAAUACAGAGGUAAGGGGGACCCCAUGGUACCAGGAAGGGUUAACUCUACGUUUGAAGGGUGCACACUGUACUUUGUACUUGUAAACAGGAAGAGUGUUAAAAUAGAUGAUUACAGGUGUGGAAUUCUGGAAAUCCCCCCUUUUUUAUAAGGUAAAUGUAACAAUGUGAUGGGAUCGUAUUGAAUAUUUCCCCUGUUUCCUUAUUGGCUUAGAGCAAUAAAUCUAACCACCAUUGGUUAUUUACUCUCUGGGCUAUAUUUCAUAACGAUCCAAAGGGUGGUGAAGUCACUGACUAUCAACAGUACUGGUAGUACUCUGUGAUAACCAAUAAUAAGACAUUUGGGGAUAAAAAACUUGCUUGUGCUGUCACGACGCCAAAUUUCUGUUAUUCCUCGUGUGUAAUGCUAUGGGUCAAACUCUACUAACACCUAUUCCAGUUUAAGGAGUGAUCGUUUUACCUGUAUUGUGUAUUGCCACUUUUGUAGUUUGCUAAAAUAGUAUAAGUCUCAGGCAAAUGCUCUUACCUCUGCGUCACAGAUCAGUUUGGUAAAAUAAUAUUAAGUGGUUGUUAAAUUAAAUAUUUAAUCAUAAUCACGGCACCAAGCAGGGUCCUGUUCACUAAUCCAUAUACAUUACACAUAUGCAUACCAUGUUAAUAGUCUUAUACCCAGCAGGAAAGCAGUUAUGUUAAAGGAAUUAUAAUAUUUCUUUCCACAGUGCUGUUCACUGGGAUGUCCCACAAUGCCUUGGACUGGGACAACUCAGCAUUUGGCAUAAGUGGAUCAGGAAAGAGUCAAAGCAAGAUACAUUUGUCUGAUGUCCCAGAACAGCUAACUUUACGUGCAACUGGCUUAAAAUUCAGUGUCCCUAACGGAGAUAAGGAAAGGAUCAUAGGAGGCAAAUCUGUGCUUUUAGCUAGAAACCCUGCUACACCUAGAAGUGGUUUUAGGAGUGUAUUUUUGAACCACCCGUUCUGUGUAAGGUGAAUGGAAAACACUGGGAGAAACAAGCAUCCCAGAAAGAUCAGUCUGAUAUAAACUCUUUCCUUUCUGUAUUGGCCUAUUUUGUCUUCAACAAUAAAAUUGGCUGAAUUUGGUUACUUGGUCUAGGGAACAUUUUUCAUAACAAACCAGCCAUGUAGUCACUCCACUGGAUUUUUCCUUCUGAAUGGGAGUUUCUUUGACUCACACCCUAUGAAGGGAAAAAGAAAAGGAGUACUUGUGGCACC